Nicotiana attenuata is the source of this 1495-nucleotide messenger RNA. Its product is annotated as putative F-box protein At1g50870. Gene Ontology annotation, molecular function: protein binding. NCBI's taxonomy places the organism in Eukaryota, Viridiplantae, Streptophyta, Magnoliopsida, Solanales, Solanaceae. The transcript has 3 exons. The record is from RefSeq and is a predicted model, not a curated record. Bases 101 to 790 code for a protein of 229 amino acids.
UAAACCCUAGCAUCCAAAUCGAAGCAAUAGAGAAGAGGAAAAGCUCCAAAAUUGCAGAAUAGGCAAACCUUUUUCAAUCAAAGCUAACAGAGAAGCUCCAAUGAUGACACAAAAGACAGAUAUUUGCAAUAAAAGUAGUAGAGAAGCUGCAAAGAUUGCACAAAAGGCAAAUCUUUUUAAAGGCCAGCAGAAGAAGAUUGUGUGUGCUUAUUUUAAAGGGAAGAGAGUUAUGAGGCCGUUAAAGAAUACAAUGCAGAUGGAUGUUGAUCCGGCCAUGGGGAUUCACUUAGCCGAGAAAAUAAUUGUGGAUAUCCUCAGCAGGUUACCUGUGCGGUCUCUUCUUCGAUUCAAAUGUGUUUCAAAAUUUUGGAAGACAUUAAUUUCGGAUCCUUACUUUAAGAUGAAACAUCUCAUUCAUGCCAGGAAUAACCAAAAUUCUCAAAAACUCCUCAUUAGCCAAUUCUACCUUGGUAUGGAUCACAGUUUUUCCUUCUAUUGUUCUUCUUUGUUGGUUAAGGAUGUGCAAAAGCUUGAUUGUCCUUUAAACAUUGAACAAGUGAUCCUAAGAAUUUUUUGUUGUUAUGAUGGAUUGUCUAUUGUUGGGGUUGGUGAUUGUUCUAGUGAGGAAUUCAAAUUUUUUCUAUGGAACCCCUCCACAAGAGAAUCAAUAGAAUUGCCCGUUCCAGAAUUACUACCACGAAAAGGAUAUUGUACUUGGGGAUUGGGAUAUGACUUAGUGAUGACUAUAAGAUCCUUAAGAUUGAUAAGGAAGUACACAGUGAAAUUCUAGCGUUGAAAAGUGGUUCUUGGGAAACAAUUUAUAGACAUCCUCCUGGCAUCUCAUUUGUGGCGUGGGGUACCGAGUCUUUGUCAUUUUUACAUGGAGCAUUUCAUUGGCUUGGUAAGUCAUUAAAUUAUUCAGUGGUUUCAUUUAGUAUUUCAAACAAGGUGUAUGAAAAGAUACCAUUGCCAGAUCAAAUGUGCUUGAUUUGCGACGCGGAUGAGAUGGAAUAUGGCGUUUCAGUAUUGAGAGGAAUGCUUUGUUGUUAUUCUACUUCUUAUAUUCUUGGGAAGGAUGGCACUUUUAAGUUGUGGGUAUUGAAAGAUUAUGGUGUCAAGGAAUCUUGGUAUCAGAUGGCUAUCAUAACAUGUACCGGUCUGUCUCAAUGUAGACCAAAAUAUUGGAUUGCGGAGCAUGAAUUGCUACUCUUUUCUAGAUAUGGGGGAGAUAGUGGUUUUGUAUUUGGGACAUCCAACAAACCAUUUGGAUUACAACCUCGAAUCGAAGCCUUUCGUGAAGGAUUUGUAUAUACAGAAAGCUUGAUCUUUCCAAGAUUAUCUACUUAAUAUUUGCUUAUGUAUGAUGGAGGCACUUUGUUUUAUUAUGUUGUAAUGAUGUUACAACCUCUAAUUCUUAUAAAGUUUUUUUAUUAUGUUGUAAUUGUUGUUUCCUAAAUAUAUUUAACAAAGCUAUUAGCUUGCUUUAAUCUUUUCA